AUGGCAGAAUACUUGAGUUUGGAUGACGUUGACAACAACAACAACGACGUCGACUACAAUAACAACAACGACGUCGACUACAAUAACAACGACGACGUCGACUACAACAACGACGACGACGUCGACUACAAUAACAACGACGUCGACCACAAUAACAACGACGUCGACUACAACAACAACAUCGUCGACGUAUUCGACCCGGAUACGGAAAUUGAAAGCGACUCGGAGCCGGAACGAGAAGUUAUCUGCGCCGUCGAUGAAUCUGAACCGGAAACGGGAAGCGAUUCGGAACCGGAAGAAGACAUCGACGCCGAAUCACCCGCGACGCGGGAACGGUUAUAUUAUAUCAGAAUGGUACGAUUAGGAUAUAGGAUUGGUAGACUAGACACUCGUCGAAACGGAACCAGAGCCAGCUCGGAACCACCAAACCAUCAACAGAACAAACGACGACGACUGGAAUAA
Molecule: messenger RNA, 462 nt
Organism: Acyrthosiphon pisum (pea aphid)
Lineage: Eukaryota; Metazoa; Arthropoda; Insecta; Hemiptera; Aphididae
Exons: 1
Coding region: 1-462 (153 amino acids)
Source: RefSeq, a predicted model, not a curated record